AUGUUCAACAACCGCAAGUUCUCGAUCAACCGGCACACCGGUGUGCCCAAGCCCAGACGCUUUAGUAUCGGCGAGAUUGGAGGCAACGAGGUCCAGUCCAAGACUCACAGACAGUUCCGUAACGCCCACGAGGGCCACCAGCCCCAUGCCGGUCUUGAUGCCAGCCGAUCCUCCACCGGUGUCGUCUGGUGCACUGAGCGCGCCUCCGAGUAUGGCUUCCUCGAGGACCCUGACUCUUGGGCCAAUUUGGGUCAAGGUGCCCCUGAAGUCGAAGAUGACAUUGCCGGUUGCUUCCCUCGCCCCACUACCAUCGACAUCUCCAUGGCCGGUCGCGAGUACGGCCCUACUGCGGGUAUCAAGGAACUUCGCGAGGCUGUCGCCAACCUCUACAACGUCAUGCACCGCGAGGGUAAGGACAGCAAGUACACCUGGGAGAACGUCGCUAUUGUUCCCGGUGGUCGCGCCGGUCUGAUUCGUAUCGCUGCCGUUCUUGGCAACUCCUAUCUCUCCUUCUUCUUGCCCGACUACACCGCUUACAACGAGAUGCUGUCCCUCUUCAAGAAUUUCUCUGCCAUUCCCGUUCCUCUGUCAGAGGAGGACGGCUAUCACAUUCACCCCGACCGCAUUGCUGAGGAGAUUUCCCGUGGUUCCUCCGUCAUCCUGACCUCGAACCCUCGUAACCCCACCGGUCGUGUCGUUGCCAACCCCGAGCUGGCCGAGAUUCAAGACAUCUGCCGUGGCCGCGCCACCUUCGUCAGCGACGAGUUCUACUCUGGCUACAACUACACUAGCAACUGUGACGGCAACACUAUCUCUGCUGCAGAGAACGUCGAGGACGUCGACGAGGACGAUGUUCUUAUCAUCGAUGGCUUGACCAAGCGCUUCAGACUCCCCGGCUGGCGUAUCGCAUGGAUUCUGGGUCCCAAGGAGUAUAUCAAGGCUAUCGGCUCCUGCGGUAGCUACCUUGAUGGUGGCGCCAACCACCCUUUCCAGGAGGCGGCUAUUCCCAUGCUCGACCCCACCCUCGUCAAGGCGGAGAUGGUCUUCCUCCAGAAGCACUUCCGCGACAAGCGUGACUAUGUCGUUCGCAGACUGCGCGAGAUGGGCUUCAUCAUCAAAUAUGUCCCCGACUCAACUUUCUACCUUUGGCUGAACCUCGAGGGUCUCCCUGGCCAGAUUUCUGACGGUCUCAACUUCUUCCAGGCCUGUUUGGAGGAGAAGGUCAUCGUCGUUCCCGGCAUUUUCUUCGACCUGAACCCGUCGAGACGUCGUGAUCUUUUCGACAGUCCUUGCCAUCACUUCGUGCGUUUCUCGUACGGCCCCAAGAUGGAGACCCUGAAGAAGGGCUGCGACGGCAUCGAGCGUGUUGUCAAUAAGUUCCGCAAAUCUUCCGACUAA
Colletotrichum graminicola M1.001 is the source of this 1398-nucleotide messenger RNA. RefSeq names its product aminotransferase class I and II. Lineage: Eukaryota; Fungi; Ascomycota; Sordariomycetes; Glomerellales; Glomerellaceae. Gene Ontology annotation, molecular function: pyridoxal phosphate binding. The record is from RefSeq and is a predicted model, not a curated record. The transcript has 7 exons. The coding region runs from base 1 to 1398 and encodes 465 amino acids. Gene Ontology annotation, biological process: biosynthetic process.